This is a messenger RNA of Exophiala aquamarina CBS 119918, 2169 nucleotides long. RefSeq lists its product as uncharacterized. Gene Ontology annotation, molecular function: protein binding. Gene Ontology annotation, biological process: maturation of SSU-rRNA from tricistronic rRNA transcript (SSU-rRNA, 5.8S rRNA, LSU-rRNA). The transcript has a single exon. Bases 1 to 2169 code for a protein of 722 amino acids. Gene Ontology annotation, cellular component: nucleus; 90S preribosome; small-subunit processome. NCBI's taxonomy places the organism in Eukaryota, Fungi, Ascomycota, Eurotiomycetes, Chaetothyriales, Herpotrichiellaceae. The record is from RefSeq and is a predicted model, not a curated record.
AUGAGACUCACAAACAGUGCGGUACCAGUCUACACAGUCUCCGGCUCAGCCACCUCACGCAAUCUUCCUGACUGGUUGUCUCAAAAGCAAAAGCAAAGGAAGGACCCCGAGUAUGCAAACAGGGUCGAGCUUCUACAGGAUUUCGAAUUCGAGGAGGCGAGUUCAUGCGUUCGUGUGAGCGAGGAUGGCGAGUGGGUCAUGAGCACGGGCACAUACAAACCGCAGAUUCACACUCACUACCUUCCUAAUCUCGCUCUCUCUUGGGCGCGACACACCGACACUCUCAACAAAACAUUCCUCUUCCUCUCAUCUGACUACUCGAAAACGGUCCACCUCCAAGAGGAUCGUUCGAUAGAAUUCCACACUCCAGGCGGCCGUCAUGAUUCCUUACGAAUACCCCGGUAUGGUCGUGACUUGGCAUAUGAUAGAAGCAGUUCCGAACUGCUCGUUCCCACCGUCGGAGUCAAUUCCAAUGGUAUGGGCGAAGUAUUCCGGAUCAACCUAGAACAAGGGAGGUUCUUGAAAGAGUUCGAGAUCGAUGUCGGUGGUGACGACAUGACAUCUAUGGGGGGCGGGGCCUUACAAGGCGGGAUCCGUACUGGCAGCAUCAAUACCGCUGCAGUGGCAGAAGGUAGCCACAAUCUACUGGGGUUCGGGACCUCUCUCGGAACGGUCGAGUACUGGGACUCGAGAGCGAGAGCACGUGUUGCGACCCUGGCAAUGCCCUCCGACCACGAUGGACGCCCCGAAGUGACCGCUCUCGAUUUUCAUCGUUCGGGUAUCAGUACCGCUGUUGGUACCUCAUCCGGUCUCAUCUAUCUCUAUGAUCUGCGCUCGCCGCUUCCCACAUUGAAGAAGGACCAGGGUUAUGGGUAUCCUAUCCAUUACGUGCAAUACUUGACACCUUCGAGUACGACAAGAGCCUCAACUUCUGAACCGAAGAUUGCAUCUGCCGAUAGAAGGAUCUUGAAAUUGUGGGAUCAGCAUGAUGGUGCGCCGUGGACCUCGGUGGAACCCACCGUCGAUAUCAACUGCGUCGCUUGGUGCAGAGAUAGCGGAAUGUUUCUGACUGCCAACGAGGGUCGGCAGCAGCACGCUUUCUUUAUUCCCCAGCUUGGACCUGCUCCUAAAUGGUGCUCAUUCUUGGACAAUGUUGUCGAAGAGAUGGCGGACGAUCCUAAUGAUCCAAUGGCUUUCUCCCGAUCACAUGUGGGCGAAGUGUACGAUAAUUUCAAAUUUCUCACUCUCCCCCAACUUCGCAUGCUCAAUCUAGAUCAUCUCAUUGGCAAGACCAAUCUGCUGAGGCCUUAUAUGCAUGGGUACUUUGUUGCCCAGGGACUCUAUGAGGAGGCCAGGCUUAUUGCAAACCCUACGACUUGGGAGGAAGAACGGCAAAAGCGUGUGCAGGCCAAGAUCGAGAAAGAGCGAGAGAGCCGCAUCCGUGGAAAGAAAAAAGUCACUGCCAAAGUCAAUCGCAAGAUGGUGGAGAGGAUCCUCGACCGCGAAGAGAAGAAUGAAAGACGACGUGCACAACGAGUUUUGGCCCAGGGAGGUGAUGAAAAGGAGAGUGAACAACCAGCUCAUCCCACACCGGAAGAGGAGCAAGGUCUUUUGGCAGAUUCUCGUUUUGCCAGACUCUUCCAAGACGAGGAUUUUGCUGUGGAUGAAACUUCCCGAGAGUUUCAACAGCUCAACCCCAGCACCAAAGCUGCACCAUCCACAAACUUGGAUCGCGAGAAAGGCCUUACUGCUGUGGAGGAGGAAGCCAUUGAUGAAGUGCCUCCGUCAAGUGAUGACGAUGAUUUUGGAGAUGAGGGUCCAUCUUCGAGAUACAAGACCAAGGAGCGCAUAUCCAACGUUGAUUACAAACGACGAUCAGGUCAAAAAGGGCGUAAGCAAAUAGAGAUGAGAGUUAGUUCGUCUACCGGCUCGAACUCCCGCGGCAAAAAUCCGGGCGAUCGGUCCUUUGGGUCUCGGGCAGACAACAUCCGACCUGCUGAGCGGUUCAAACGGAAUGAUACUCGAAACGUCGUUGGCAACCAAGUCAUCACCUUCGAUGCACCUAGCAGCAAACCAAAGAAUCGCUUCGAUGGCGGGGACCGCCCCAAAAAUGGCAAACGGCCGGGUGAUCGAAGAAGUGCGUCUGGCAACGCAUUUAGAAGGAUGUAA